Molecule: messenger RNA, 1302 nt
Organism: Photinus pyralis (common eastern firefly)
Lineage: Eukaryota; Metazoa; Arthropoda; Insecta; Coleoptera; Lampyridae
Product: RE1-silencing transcription factor-like
Exons: 2
Coding region: 208-1155 (315 amino acids)
Biological process (GO): regulation of transcription by RNA polymerase II
Cellular component (GO): nucleus
Molecular function (GO): DNA-binding transcription factor activity, RNA polymerase II-specific; RNA polymerase II transcription regulatory region sequence-specific DNA binding
Source: RefSeq, a predicted model, not a curated record
CACUGUUUUCAAAUGUUAUAAAGAUGGCGUCUAUGACGUUUGUUUUGGUAAUUACUUUCUUGAAGUAUUUAAGAAUUUUGUGAGUGAACGAGGAGAAGAUUACAAAUAAUGGAAUAAUUAUUCCAAUGUCGGUGAAACUUUCGAUGUAUUGAAGGUUGAAGAGACGUCGUUCUUCCUAAUGCCCAAGAUACCGAAGUUUCCUUAAGGAUGGCUGCUGUAAAAGUGGAAAUCAAACAAGAACAAACCGAAAUAAAUUCAUUAAUUGACGAAAAGGUUGUACUUAAUGAUGUCUUGCCAUCGAUUAAGCGGGAAAUUGGUCAAGUUACGAUUAGUGCGAAUUCCUGUAUUUGCGAAGACCAAAAAGAAGAAAAGCACGAAUUUGAAGAUGUCACACAUCCUGAUCGGUCACAAAUUUCCAAUGAUUUUAAAUGUGACCGGUGUGGUUACGAAUCUAACGAUAAUUCCCGUCUUAAAACACAUCUACGAAGGCACCAGAAGUGUACUGGAAUAAUUAAAUGUGACCAGUGCAGUUACGCAACUAAUGACAAAUCUAAUUUUAGAACACAUCUUCUAAUGCAUAUGACAAUCAAAGAUUUAAAAUGCGCCCUUUGUGAUUAUGCAACCAAUAACAAGAAACAUAUCAAAACGCAUCUAUUAAGACAUAAAGCUUCGAAGGAUUUUAAAUGUGCACAGUGUGAUUAUGGAACGAAUUAUAAAUCCUGUUUUAAAUCGCAUCUGUUAAGGCACAAGACUGCUAAGGAUUUUGAGUGCGCUCAGUGUAAUUAUGUAACCAAUAGCAAAUCAGAUUUAAGAAAACAUUUGUUAACACACAAAGCUAUGAAGGACAUUAAAUGCACCCAGUGUGAUUAUGCUACCAGAACCAACUCUAAUCUGAGAUAUCAUCUGUUGUCGCACAAGAAUACUAAGGAGUUGGGGUGUUUCCACUGUGAUUUUACCACCAAUUACAAAUCAAGUUUGAAACAUCACCUGAAAUUGCAUCUGUUAACUCAUAACAGCGCUCAGAGUAAUUUUUCAAGCAAUAUUAAAUCCAGUUUGCGAAAACAUCGGAUUAGACAUGAUGAGGGCAAUAAUAAACCCUGCUCCAAGACACACCAGAGUUUUAAAUGCGUCCAGUGCGAGACACAAAACCGGUAAGCAGUUAAAAUGUGCCGUGUGUGAUUAUGAAACCAAUAAUAAGUACCACUUUAAAGCCCACCUUUUAACACAUCAGCUGGUCAAGAAUUUUAAUUGUGCCCACUGCGAAUACUCAACCAAUAAUAAAUACGUUUUAAUAACGCAUCU